UCUGGGCCCAAAGACAACAAUCUCCAAUGGCCAUGUCCAUGGCGUCAGGCAUCUAUGGAGCUGAUGGACCAGAAUCCAGACAUCCAACAUCGCAUGAACAACAUUAAGAUGAUCACUACAGAUCCAAACAUGACUUUCACAGACUCCACAGGUAAUGUUAAGUAUAUCUGGGACAACCCACGAAAAGUAGGCAGUCUAGUCACUGACACAGAUGGUAGUAAAUUCUACCGGGGGUGGGGUUACGGUUACAGCCAUUACAUCACACAUGAUCGUCUGAAGAGCCGAAGCUUUAUUAAAGGAGAUGAUGUCAUCUUCCUCCUCUCCCUUGAAGGUGUGCAGUUCUUAUUCAAUGCAAAUGAAAUUCUUAUGAAAUAUGACAAGAGUUUUAAAUAUCAACUUCAUCAAUAGAUGUGACUGGACUUUUGGGGACUCAGACCAGAGA
Molecule: messenger RNA, 442 nt
Organism: Carassius auratus (goldfish)
Lineage: Eukaryota; Metazoa; Chordata; Actinopteri; Cypriniformes; Cyprinidae
Product: meprin A subunit beta-like
Exons: 2
Coding region: 55-408 (117 amino acids)
Molecular function (GO): protein binding
Source: RefSeq, a predicted model, not a curated record